Molecule: messenger RNA, 819 nt
Organism: Encephalitozoon hellem ATCC 50504
Lineage: Eukaryota; Fungi; Microsporidia; Unikaryonidae
Exons: 1
Coding region: 1-819 (272 amino acids)
Biological process (GO): protein import into nucleus; COPII-coated vesicle budding
Cellular component (GO): COPII vesicle coat; nuclear pore outer ring
Molecular function (GO): protein binding; structural molecule activity
Source: RefSeq, a predicted model, not a curated record
AUGGACGUCCAUAAAGAAGCCAUCCAUAGCAUCGAAACAGAUUUCAGCCAAAAAAAGAUACUUACAUCCUGUUCUGAUGGAAUGGUUCGUGUCUUUUCAAAGGGCACUGCCGAGUCUUCCCACGAGCUGGUCUUGGAGUUGGAGCUAAACGGAAACUCCGGGCCUGCAACAAAGGCUAUUUUCCUUAACCAGGGCGAAUUCAUUGCAUCUUCAUACUUCAGUGGCAAGGUCAUUGUCUGGAAGUAUGAGGGUGGAAAUUUCAAUAAGAAGUAUGAGAAGCAGCUUCUCAAUGGAUCUGUAAAUGACAUUUCUGGAAGAUGGGAUGGGAAUUCGUUUACUUUAUUCUGUGGGUGCUCUGACGGAAACGUCAGGAUCAUAACCGUAGACUCUUCCUUUGCUGUGACAGAAUCAGAAGUCUUCUGCCACCGGUUUGGGGUUUUAUCUGUCAGUGCAAUGGAAAGUGGAUUCGUGAGCGGUGGAAUGGACUACUCUGUUGCUGUGUGGGAAGGCAACGAGGAGGUUGCAAGGUUCAGGGAUCACAAAGGGUUUGUGAGGGAUGUUGCUGUUUGCCCCACAAACCCCUUCAAACUGCUCUGUAUAGCCACAUGCUCCGAAGACGGAAGCGUGAUCAUUUACACCAAGAAAGGAGAAGAGUACAAGUCGCAGAGGAUUGUCCUGGAGGAGCCGUGCUAUAGCCUUUCCUGGAGCUUUUCUGGAUUCAGCCUUAGCGUUGGGUAUGGAAGCUCUAAGUUCAAGUGUUUUGUUCCUGACUGCGAUGGAGAAUUCAAAGAAGUUGGACUUAGAAGUGUUGAGGGCUGA